GGUAGCGCGGUCGACGCUCGCUCGCUGGCGGCACGCCGUACGUCCCUUGCGUGCUGGCGUCAGGCUCCGCGGCGCAGCGUCGCCUCUCCUGCUGCCCCGCCGAAUGAAAGGGAGCGGGCGAGCGGCGGUGGCGGUCCCGGUCGGCUUCUGAGCGGCGCUUCCCGCGAGUCCCCCGCUUCCGCCGGCCCCGUCGGCCUGAGCCGCCCGCUUUAAGGCAGAAUAGAAGUGGUUUCCUUCAAGCCAUUUUAAAACAACCAUGUCGGGUACCGUUGGACAGAAGAAGGGCCCGCGGAGGCAGCGCAAGUGUGGCUUCUGCCGGUCCAACAAAGAAGAUGAAUGUGGACAGCUGAUGCUCUCUGAAAACCAGAAGGUGGCAGCCCAUCAUAAAUGUAUGCUUUUCUCGUCUGCUCUGGUGUCUUCACACACCGAUAAUGAGAGUCUUGGAGGUUUUUCCAUUGAAGAUGUACAGAAAGAAAUAAAAAGAGGCACAAAACUGAAGUGCUCCCUAUGCCAUUGUCCAGGGGCCACCAUUGGCUGUGAUGUGAAAACCUGCCACAAGACGUAUCACUAUUAUUGUGCAUUGCAUGAUCAAGCACAAAUCCGAGAGAAACCUUCACAAGGCAUAUAUAUGAUAUUAUGUCGAAAACACAAGAAAGUACCACACAAUUCUGAAGCAGAUUUAGAAGAAGGUCUAAAUGAACAUGAGCUGGAUCCGUCUCCUCCCAAAAAGAGGGGGCGCAAAGGAAGGCCCAGAAAGACGAGCCUUAAAGGGCAGUCGGAAGAUGCUCGGUCAACCUCUUCGCACGGCACAGAUGACGUAGAAAGCAGUUCUUAUAGAGACAGAUCACCCCACAGAAGCAGCCCCAAUGAUACAAAACCUAAAUGUGGAUUCUGUCAUGCAGGUGAAGAAGAAAAUGAAGCUAGAGGGAAGCUUCAUAUAUUCAAUGCCAAAAAGGCAGCAGCACAUUACAAGUGCAUGCUGUUCUCUUCUGGUACUGUACAACUGACAACAACUUCCCGGGCAGAGUUUGGUGAUUUUGAUAUUAAAACUGUACUUCAAGAAAUCAAACGCGGAAAGAGAAUGAAGUGUACCCUCUGUAGUCAGUCUGGCGCUACGAUUGGAUGUGAGAUUAAAGCUUGUAUCAAGACUUACCAUUACCAUUGUGGAGUGCAGGACAAAGCAAAAUACAUUGAAAACAUGUCACGGGGCAUUUAUAAGCUUUAUUGUAAAAACCAUAGUGGAAAUGAUGAACGAGAUGAAGAGGAUGAGGAGCGAGAAAGUAAAAGCCGGGCAAAGUCGGUAGCUGAUCACAGUGCAAUUCCUCAGCAGCAGCAGCAGCUCAACGGAAAUUAGGUAUGAAGUUGUCACCUGCCAGUCCUCCUCCUGAGAUACCACUGUACAAUUGAUGUAGUUGUUGUUAGUGGUAAGACAUUUUAAGCCGAGCAAAUGCCAAUAAGUGGUUUUUUGUUUUGUUUUGUUUUUUAUUUUUUAAAAACUGGAGCCCCAUGGCACAAAAACUGGGGAGAUUUCUCAAAUUCAUCUAACUCUAAAGAAGACUCCACUCAUCGGUCAAUAAAUAUUGCUGUUAUGUUCGAUCGGUAACAUGCUUUUAUUCUCGACUAUUUUAAAAUUUUACCUUUUCCUCAACGUCUAUUAAAUAGGUUUCAAGUGACUGAGUUAAACUGGGAAUGAAUAAGACAUCCAUAACUACUAACCUUUUUUAAUGCUUAGUACCUUUUUUUUUCUACUGCCUGUUAGAAAUGUCCUUGAACUGCCAGAAAUGUUCAUGUCUAUGAUGAGCCUUCAGCAGUUGUUGUUUCACAUGUCAAUAUUAUGUAGGUAAUCUGCAGUGCCUGGAGAAACACACAGAGAAACACGAUAUCAGUGAGAUGUAAAUUAUGCAAUGUCAACACUGUGGCAUAUGUUGUAAUAGUAAAUUCUGUUCCUGGACCUGGAAUUAAAUUUCUCAGAUUUGGAAAACGUUCAGUGGCUUUGUGAACACAGCGAUCAUCAGAAGUUUUUACUUACAAAUUGGAUGUGCCUGUUUCGAUAGCACGGCUGUAGAAUGUGUGCAUUUUACAUUUUCCUUCCCAUGCAAAUUAUGGAAGCAAACCAGGAGGCAAUGAACUGAUCCCUUUUGCAAAAUGGCCAACGUACAAAAAACCAUUCUCAGCUCCAGACACCUGCUUUGAGUCUUUGGAAUGGCUCUUUUGGGAGGAUUCUACUGCCCAGAGACUGCUCCGGCCAUUGCUGACUGUAAGCUGUGAGAUUUGAGAGUUAUACCAAAAGGCUGUGGUUCAUUCUUUCCUUCCUUCUCCUUUUAUUUGAACCCUGUGGCUGGAAUAACUGAAAACAAGGUGUUGUCUUCUGGGAGUGUUCAGUGCUGGCCCGUUUCUCUUAGAUUUCCAAGUUACUGCUUAAUGCUCACUUUGGAAUUUAAUCCCCUCUAUUGGACAUCAUACCUCAAGUGCUCUGUGCUGUGUAGAACACAAGUUUUGUCCAAAUAUAUAUAUAUAUUUAUAUAUAUAUAUAUAUACACAGAUCCUGUAUGCUGUAAGAAGAAUGAAAAUAAGACAUUGAGUCUUGUCUUUCUGUUUUUGUUUUUGAGGUAAGAGGUCAGUAUUUAUUUUGUGUCGUGACCACUAUAUGAGAAUGUUUUGAUACUUCAUCAAAGUUUCCUGGCAAAUCAAUGAGUGCUAUUAACCUGCAAGGAUGGCUGAAAUUAUGUUAAGUCUUAACAUCCCAGUUUUGACGUCACAGAAUCCUGGUAUUUCUUGUAAUUGCUUCAAGUGUUUGGUUGAACCUAUUCUAAAAACAAAGUUAAACUUGUUAGCAAACUGCCAAUUUCACUCUUCAGAUAUUUUUCUUAUCUCUCAAAUGUCAGAUUAAGGCAGCAGAUUGGAACAGGCUGAUAAUUGGAUGAAAAGCUGAGAACAUUCACUAGCAGUUUACACUGCAAAAAAAACCUUUCUGUGAUACCUUUGUUUAUGAAGUCUUGUUUAUUUUUUUAUUUUUAACCUUUUGUCUGCUUUUUUU
This is a messenger RNA of Notechis scutatus (mainland tiger snake), 3037 nucleotides long. RefSeq names its product PHD finger protein 6 (gene PHF6). Lineage: Eukaryota; Metazoa; Chordata; Lepidosauria; Squamata; Elapidae. The record is from RefSeq and is a predicted model, not a curated record. Gene Ontology annotation, molecular function: histone binding; histone deacetylase binding. Gene Ontology annotation, cellular component: nucleus.